This is a messenger RNA of Rubroshorea leprosula, 2080 nucleotides long. The record is from the annotation of a GenBank genome assembly. NCBI's taxonomy places the organism in Eukaryota, Viridiplantae, Streptophyta, Magnoliopsida, Malvales, Dipterocarpaceae.
GUCAAGCUUCAGUUUUCUCGCUCAUUCUGUGUGGGAGGCACCCUUUCUCCUUCAGGGGAGUUCUGGGUUUCAUUCUGAUUACAAAAUUGGGAAAUGGGUCCUGCUUUCUUCUGCAAAUCAAUCAAUUUUGUUUCGUGCUUUUUUCCUUGAUUGCAUUUGGGACUUUCCCUUUUUUCUGGUCCAACGUUUGACUUGCUUCCUUCGUUGAUUCGUCUUCAAUUUUAGGGUUUAAAGUCGUUUCCUUUGCGAGGGAUUCUCAAUUGCAAUUUCUAAUUCAGUUGAAUUUCGAAUUGGGUUUUUAUGGUAAUGAUGACUUUUUCAGGAAUUCAGAAGGUUCUCUCAUGUGCUUGGGAAAACAAGCAUCUUUCAUUUUAAGGAUAUCUAUUGGGAUUUCUUGCAAUAGAUUUUGCUUUAAACAACAUGUUGAUAUAUCCCUGCUCACGCUUUCCUAACUGCUAGCAAAAUUGGCUUCCUCAUGCAGACUUUCUCUGGAUUCUUUUUAGACUCAAGCUGCUGCUUUUCAUUUUGUUCUUCACCACCCUCAUCUUUGAAUGUGUUCUAGCCGAAGGUGAAAAUGAGUUUACACAAAGGAUAAGAGCUCCCCACAAAAAUGUAGGAAAUAGUGUUAUAGAUGGUACUGGUACAGAGAAGCAAAUAAAUUUUGAAGACACAAACACUGUAGGGGAGAGGAAGGAGAGUUACAACAGUGUUUCUGUGUCCACUGUUGCCCUUUUUACAUUGGCGAUGGCGUCUGCAACUGGUUUAGGUGCAUUACCAUUCUUCUUUGUAGAACUUGAUCCUUAUUGGGCUGGGAUAUGCAAUGGAAUGGCUGCUGGUGUCAUGUUGACCGCAAGUUUUGACCUCAUACAGGAAGGGCAGUAGCAUGGUGCUGGAAAUUGGGUUGUGAUUGGGAUCUUAGCAGGUGGCAUUUUCAUUUUGCUUUGUAAGAAGUUUCUUGAAUGGUAUGGGGAAGUAAGUAUGCAGGACAUAAAAGGAGCUGAGACAACUAAAGUUGUUCUUGUUGUUGGAAUUAUGACUCUUCACUCAUUUGGGGAGGGCUCUGGUGUUGGAGUUUCCUUUGCUGGUUCAAAAGGUUUUACUCAAGGUCUUUUGGUUACUUUGGCAAUAGCUGUGCACAACAUACCAGAGGGAUUAGCUGUGAGUAUGGUGCUUGCCUCAAGAGGUGUAUCUCCACAGAAUGCAAUGCUGUGGAGUGUGAUUACAUCCUUACCCCAGGCUUUGCUGCUGGAUGCAUGAUUUGGAUGGUUGUUGCUGAGGUUCUUCCAGAUGCAUUCAAGGUUUCUUGACUUAUUGACUCUAUGAAUAUGUUUUUAGAUCUGUCUGCCUUCACAUUUUCAAAAGUUUUUAUCAACCAUAUAUCUAAUGCCAGCCAUUUAAAAAGCUUUAAUUUUAAAAUUCAUAUUUAGAUUAGUACACAAUAUGAAGGCGCUUCUAUAGUCACACCAAUGGAUGGCAUCUCUCUGUAUCCCUUCCUGUUUCGUUCUAUGUUGCAAAUUCUGGAUUUGGUUCUAUGUUCAGACAUCAAAUAAAAGCUGCAAGACUCUCAAUGUGAUUUGACCAUGUUUUACAUUUUAUUUCUCAACUCUGUUGUUCUUUCCUGGAUACACUAUGUUAGUUUCUCUGUGUUUUCUUCUUGUAGGAAGCAUCACCAUCUCCAGUUGCAUCAGCAGCUAUGCUUUCUGUAGCAUUUAUGAAAGCACUCGGUUUUCUGUUUCAGAACUUCAGUCAUGAGUACAAGUGAGUUGUUUUGGAUUUUUAUGCUGUUCAGAAGCAUUCACAACCUCAUCUUACAUUAUUUGCAUUAAUAGAUGCAGCCACUAGGGAUUACUUCAAUUCAUAUUUUAUUUUAUUCUCAUUAGGAGUAUUACUGUUGUAUAUCUUUACAAACUUUUUAUUUUCUUGGGCCCACAGUGCUUUUUUUCUUCUUGUAGAGGUUUCAUGUUAGCUCUAUAAUGAGACAACCAUCUAAGUUAGCCCAUAUUAGUUAUUUGUUGUAAGCUACUCAUAUGUUUUCUGCCAUUUCUGGUGUUCUUGCUUCUAAUACAACAUUGUUGUUUAG